Messenger RNA from Pteropus alecto (black flying fox), 2303 nucleotides. It is a transcript of the gene CD14, whose product is annotated as CD14 molecule. The record is from RefSeq and is a predicted model, not a curated record. Gene Ontology annotation, molecular function: lipopolysaccharide binding; protein binding. NCBI's taxonomy places the organism in Eukaryota, Metazoa, Chordata, Mammalia, Chiroptera, Pteropodidae. Gene Ontology annotation, cellular component: lipopolysaccharide receptor complex; external side of plasma membrane; membrane raft. The transcript is spliced from 2 exons. Bases 516 to 1637 code for a protein of 373 amino acids. Gene Ontology annotation, biological process: positive regulation of type II interferon production; inflammatory response; positive regulation of type I interferon production.
CAGGAGAUUGGACUGGGGUGACAGGAAGUUAAUAGUAACCACCAAGACUAGAGAAAAUUCAAGAAAAUUACCCAGGUUGAUUCACUAGGAUAUAGGUGGGAUAGUCCUGGCAAGAGAGAGUCCUGGCAGGAGACGCUGGGGAUCUUCCUUUCUCCAUAGCCACCAGACAAGCCUGGGGCACCUGAGUCAUCAGACGCCAGCUGGGGCAGAGCACACUAGAGGUCUUACAGGAUCCUCUCCACUCUGCCCCUCCUCCCAGCAACAUCCUUCAUUGCAAAAUUUCCCAGAAGGGUAGUGAAUAGAGUGGUUGGGUGGAAGAGAAGUGGGGAGUGACCAGGGUUCACAGAGGAGAAAACAAAGUGACAUUCUCGGGGUUACAUAAAGUUUCGGAGGCUGCCAAAGGGUGUGUGGAGCCUAGAAGCCAGCGAGUGCCGCUGUAAAGGAAAGAAGCCAGCAAAGCCGAAGCCCUUCCCAGAGACUUGCAGGGACACAGAGGCUCUGAGGACUUGACGACCAUGGUGCGCGCGCCCUGCCUGCUGCUGCUGCUGCUAUGGCCACUGAUGCACGUUUCUGCGACCGUACCAGAGCCCUGCGAAGUGGACGACGACAAUUUCCGCUGCGUCUGCAACUUCACAAAUCCGCAGCCCAACUGGUCCAGCGCCUUGAAUUGUAUUAGUGCUGUCGAGGUGGAGAUCCGUGGUGGUGGCCGCAGCCUGCACCAAUUUAUAAAGAUCGCAGACACCGACCUGAAGCUGUACGCUAACUUGAUCCGGACUCUGCCCUUGCAGCGGCUCACGGUGGGCGCUGCACGGGUUCCUGCUCUGCUUUUGUUCGCCGUCCUGCGUGGGCUCGGGUACUCCCGCCUCAACGAACUGAUGCUCGAGGACCUGGAAGUAACCGGCACGCCGCCGCCGCCGCCUCUGGAAGCCACUGGGCCUGCGCUUUCCACCCUCAGUAUCCGUAACGUGUCAUGGGCAACAGGGGGUGCCUGGCUCGCCCAACUGCAGCAAUGGAUCCUGCCGGACAUCAAAGUACUAAACAUUGCGCAGGCGGACUCGCUCGCGUUUUCCUGCGCAGAGCUUCGCACCUUCCCGGCCCUCGUCACCCUAAAUCUGUCAGAUAAUCCGGGACUGGGCGAGCACGGACUGACUGUGGCUCUUUGUCCGCACAAGUUCCCGGCUCUCCGAGAGCUAGAGGUACGCAACGCGGGGAUGAAGACGCCCAACGGCGUAUGCGAGGCGCUGGCGGCCGCGGGUGUGCAACCCCACCACCUGGACCUCAGCCACAACUCGCUGCGCGCCACCGCUCCGGGCGCUCCUGGGUGCGUCUGGCCCAGCACACUGAACUCUCUCAUCUUGUCGUUCGCUGGCCUGGAACAGGUCCCUAAAGGACUGCCCUCCAAACUCAGCGUGCUUGAUCUCAGCUUCAACAGGCUGAACAGGGAGCCGCGGGUAGACGAGCUGCCCACGGUGGGUAGCCUGACACUGGACGGGAAUCCCUUUCUGGACCCUAGACCCCCCACGCACCAAGAAGACCCGAAUGACUCCGGUAUGGUCUCAGCCUGUGCCAGUUCGACGCUGGCUGUGGGGAUGUCAGGAGCUCUGGCGCUGCUUCAAGGGGCCGGCGCCUUCGCCUAACGCCCAGGGUUGAAGAAUGGAUUGGCUAAAAUUGCCCUGGCUCUGGGGAGCCUCGUGAGGACGUCUCAAUCAGCCAAUCCUCUCUGUCCAUCUUCAUUAAAAUCUUAUAAAAUGGUCCAUGUCAUUUACUCAACAGAUGUUUACUGAGUGUCUGCUAUGUGCUGGGCACAGUGCCGAUGGGGAAAUACUUAGACUUUCUUCACUCCAACUCCCCAGAAACCAUAUCUGCCUAAGUAAAGAACUUCAUGGGCAGAAGGGACAGGGAAACCUUACCUCUCUAGGGCUGCAUAGGAGAAAGAAAGAGUUUCUGUGCAAUCACGGCUUUCUGAGCAGAUUACUAGUAUCCGUGUUAAAGAGUAUUUGGUAAAUAUGCCUAGGAAGAUACAGAAUGUUCCUCUCCUAGUGCACUUUCACGAGCCUGCUGGUCCCCUUCAAAGGAACUAAAACCCGGAGCCAUUUGCUCAUUCCUCUCGCUAACUCUCUCACCGUCACCGCCCCCCCCUCAGCAAACCUCCUGAGACAAGGGAUAGCUAUGCCACCUGUAGUACAUAAACUUUGCGUUUCAUAAUUUCAGGAUUCAUCUUCUGUUGUGUAAAGCCCCUCUGCACACAUUGGCACGCUGGCUUCCACUGUCAUUCUAUGGAGAAUUUGGGCAUGGGGAAGUGA